Molecule: messenger RNA, 1236 nt
Organism: Merops nubicus (carmine bee-eater)
Lineage: Eukaryota; Metazoa; Chordata; Aves; Coraciiformes; Meropidae
Gene: ITGB3
Product: integrin, beta 3 (platelet glycoprotein IIIa, antigen CD61)
Exons: 9
Biological process (GO): cell adhesion mediated by integrin; integrin-mediated signaling pathway; cell-matrix adhesion
Cellular component (GO): focal adhesion; integrin complex; cell surface
Molecular function (GO): integrin binding; fibrinogen binding; fibronectin binding
Source: RefSeq, a predicted model, not a curated record
AUGGGGAAGCUCUUGGUGGCCGUGGGGAUCCUCACGCUCUGGGCGGCUGGUGCCCACGGGGGCAACAUCUGCACCACCCGUGGGGUGAACUCCUGCAAGCAGUGCCUGGCCGUGAGCCCCCUCUGCGCCUGGUGCUCGGCAGAGGUGGUGGCACAGUCGUCCCCUCGCUGUGACCUGCUCGCCAACCUCCUGCAGAGCGGCUGUGGGCAGGAGCACAUCGAGUUCCCCACCAGCAGCACCACCAUCCUGGAGAACAGGCCCCUCAGCAACAAGGGCUCAGGCAGCUCCACCACCACCCAGAUGAGCCCCCAGAAAAUACAGCUGAACCUGCGGCCAGAUGACUCCCAGACCUUUCGUGUCCAAGUGCGUCAAGUGGAAGACUACCCCGUGGACAUCUACUACCUGAUGGACUUGUCCAACUCCAUGAAGGACGACCUGAGGAACAUCCAGAACCUGGGCACGAAUCUGGCCAACGAGAUGCGCAAGCUCACCAGCAACCUACGCAUCGGGUUUGGGGCCUUUGUGGACAAGCCCAUCUCCCCCUACAUGUACAUCUCCCCUCCAGAAGCCAUCAGGAACCCUUGCUAUGAGAUCGGGGACACCUGCCUGCCCAUGUUUGGCUACAAGCACGUGCUGUCGCUGACGGAGGAGGUGACCCGCUUCAACGAGGAGGUGCAGAAGCAGAGCGUCUCCCGCAACCGCGACGCGCCCGAGGGCGGCUUCGACGCCAUCAUCCAGGCCACAGUCUGUGAUGAGAAGAUCGGCUGGAGGAACGAUGCUUCCCACCUGCUGGUCUUCACCACGGAUGCCAAGACCCACAUGGCUCUGGACGGCAGGCUGGCUGGCAUCGUGCAGCCCAACGACGCCCAGUGCCACAUCGAUGAGGACAACUUCUACUCUGCCUCCACCACGCUGGACUAUCCCUCUCUGGGCCUUAUGACUGAGAAACUCUCGGAGAAGAACAUCAACUUGAUCUUUGCUGUGACAAAUCAAGUUGUUGGCCUCUACCAGAACUACAGUGAGCUGAUCCCAGGCACAACCGUGGGCACCUUGUCCAGAGACUCCAGCAACGUCCUGCAGCUCAUAGUGGACUCCUAUGGGAAAAUCCGCUCCAAGGUGGAGCUGGAGGUGCGUGACCUCCCCGAGGAGCUCUCCCUGGCCUUCAAUGCCACCUGCCUCGACGACGAGGUCAUCCCCGGGCUCAAGUCUUGCAUGGGGCUCAAGAUUGGGGACACG